Messenger RNA from Symbiodinium necroappetens, 353 nucleotides. Lineage: Eukaryota; Dinophyceae; Suessiales; Symbiodiniaceae. The record is from the annotation of a GenBank genome assembly.
GACGGAGGUAAGAUUGAGGAGAGCAGCCUCCAGUUGGCAGCUCCGGGCACCGUCGGCGAACUCUUCAUCGGAGGGGAUUGCCUGGCCAGUGGGUACAUCAAGAACCCCGAGAAGACCGAGGCCGCGUUCUUCAACUUCCCGGGCCUCUGCCCCAGAGCUCCCGAGGGGGCCUCACCCUUCACCCUCUACAAGACCGGCGACCUCUGCAAGGUGGAGCAUGGCGUCUUCCACUACAUGGGUCGCAACGACUUUCAGGUCAAGAUCAGCGGCGUGCGCAUCGAGUGCGAGGAGGUGUCUGCAGUGCUGAAGACCCACCCGGUGGUCGGAGAUGCUUUGGUCACUGCUUUUGAUGG